Perkinsus marinus ATCC 50983 is the source of this 732-nucleotide messenger RNA. RefSeq lists its product as hypothetical. The transcript has a single exon. The coding region runs from base 1 to 732 and encodes 243 amino acids. NCBI's taxonomy places the organism in Eukaryota, Perkinsozoa, Perkinsida, Perkinsidae. The record is from RefSeq and is a predicted model, not a curated record.
AUGACGACCGGCAUGCUUACCCUAGACGUGAUACCAAGACUAGACGUCUCUAUUAUGAAUGGGUUCGAAAAGGCUCUAUCAAGCCUGAAGCUGAUGUCGAAGUACCUAGUGGAUCACGUGACAUGGACGUCGCUGGUCCCACGACUCAGAUUGUUCGUCAAGCUAGGACGUACCGAUUUCGACCUAGUUGACGGGGCAACCAUAACUACUAAGGACCUUGACGACUUUGGCCUCCGUGACGAGUUCACUAUCACUACUUUGGGACAACUCCUACGUUGGACUUUGAUCGAAGGCCUACUUACUACGUUCGGUUGCUGGGAUGCUGGUACUACCUCCUACGUGCUAGGAGUGCCAAGCCUUCCUCACGAUAAAUCACUGUCUAUCGUCAAGGUUGGACGUCUAAGUAUGAGUUUGCACUACUCCUACUUGCGUACGUUUGCCCUCUAUAAGGGGAUCUACGUCGCCACCUUGUCUGACUACUAUCACGGUGCUGGCUCGACGUAUAUGCUCCACAAACUACAUUCCAACGUCGGCAAGGCCAUGGAUGAUAUCUUUUCCAAGUACGAGGUGGCCAUACAACACUUCGACGUCAGUACUCUCACCGAUGAACUGACGUUGGAGGCUCUACGUGUUGCUGAGCAAAGGCACUAUUUCUAUAAGGGCGAAUGGACGUCUGACGACUCUGGAACUAACGUUGACGUUGUGGUAGAGGAACGUGUAUCUGAUGAUUAA